AUGAGGUGUUCGGGGAUUAAACCAAACGAGUUCACUUUUUUGAUCAAUCUCAAGGUGUCUGGGUUUGUGGGAAUUGCUGAGAAUGGAAUGCAAAUUCACAAUAUUUGCAUCAAAUCUGGUUUUGAAUGGGUGACAGUGGUGAGCAAUUCUAUCCUCGACAUGUAUGCGAAAUGUGAAAAACUUUACGAAGCAGCACAUAUGUUUAAUGUGAUGCUAGUUAAGAAUCUUAUCAGUUGGAAUGCGAUGAUAGCCGGAUUCACACUUGAAGGAAAUGGGGAGAGAGCUUUGGUUUUGUUUAGGAAAAUGCAAGGGCUUUGGGAAGUGCCCGAUGAGUAUAUGAUUACAAGCACGCUCAAGGCUUGUAGUGGCCUUGGAGCAAUUCAGCAAGGAAGCCAAAUACACUUCUCCUUAAUAACAAGAGGAUUCCCGUGUUCAGUUUGGACUACUGUUGCCGGUGUUUUUGUUGAUCUGUAUGUCAAAUGCGGGCACUUAACUGAAGCUCAGAUAAACAAGUGUGGAUUGACAGAUGAGGCAGAAAGAUUGUUUUAUGAAACUCCGAUGAGGAAUGUAAUUUCUUGGACGAUUAUGAUCACUGGCUACGGAAAACAUGGUAUUGGAAGGAAAUCUUUUUAUCUUUUCAACCAGAUGCUAUCAGAUGACAUUGAACCCGAUGGAAAUGUAGAGCAUUAUGCUUGCAUGGUUGAUCUCCUUGAAAGAGCCGGGCGCGUAAAAGAAGCUAAGAAUCUCAUAGACACCAUGCCUUUAAAACCAAACGUUGGAAUACAACAAACUCUGCUUAGUGCUUGUAAAGUACAUGGGGACUUGGAAAUAGGGGUGAGGUUUGUGCUACACGAUGUGGAAGAGGAGUUAAAGGAGGAGAGCUUGAGAUUUCACAUUGAGAAGUUGGCAAUUGGGCUGGCUUUGGUGCAUGGUGAGAUGGAGAAGGGGAACAAGACUAUUCGGUUUUUCAAGAACUUGAGAGUGUGUGGGGAUUGCCAUGCAUUUAUCAAAGGCUUGUCGAAAGUUUUGAAGGUGGUGUUUUUUAUGAGAGAUGCAAAUAGGUUUCACAAGUUUGAGGACGACUCGUGUUCUUUUGGCGAUUAUUGGUGA
This is a messenger RNA of Malus domestica (apple), 1110 nucleotides long. NCBI's taxonomy places the organism in Eukaryota, Viridiplantae, Streptophyta, Magnoliopsida, Rosales, Rosaceae. The record is from RefSeq and is a predicted model, not a curated record.